UUUGGGAGGAACGCGCCGAUGGUUGCCGAUGAUGAAAUAAAAUUUUGCACUCUUUAUUGAAUAUUUAUUUACAAUUAUAUUAAGAAUUGAUUGUGUAAUGUACAAACUGAAUCAAAUUGUACGUGGUAUUUCUGGACGUUGAAAGUUUAAGGUUCGUACUAAAAGCGACCAAAGCUCAACGCGCCCAUCGGGCCCAUAAAAGCCUUCCUGUCCCCGCGCCUCUAAAGCCCUCACGUGGCACAGUUGGGCGCUGGGCCAGGCUGUGCAACGCUAGACCGGUGAGUUCCCACACAAAAUAUUGCUUGGUAGCACGGCGGGCACUCAAAACCAACUAACCAUGUCUGUACAAAGUGUUGCUCUGGCAUCUCUCUACGCCACCUAUACCGACUCGGAGGGCGAGGACGGGGUGGAAGACGAGCGCCUGCAGGAGGAGAAUUCGAACACUCCCCAGGGGGCCGCCCCGCAUAAUGCCCAAGUCGGUCGUCAGCCCCAGGUCCGAUCUGGCACCAGUCCCAUAUCUGGAGGCCGUUCAGCCUCGCACAGUCCCGUCAUCGGCAAGUCUGCCGGUAGUAGCGACUUGCCGGGCGCGGCUACGAAGGUGCAACGAUUGGUCUCUUAUUUUGACGACACGGUAGUCUCCGAGGACGAUGAGGGGGCGACUGUUGCUGCGCUGCCGCCGCCGUCGCCGUCGCCGCCGGCACCGGCACCGUCGUUGAUGACGGCAAGCGCGACAAUCGCUGCGACGGUCGCGGAAGGUCGCCCCGAGGAGAACGGUCUCCCGGUCGCAACUAAUACUGGCACUAUUGUCGCCGCCACUGCCGUCAUUACUAUCGGCGGCGGCGGCGGCGCUGAGCGUCGGUCGCCUUCCUCGCGUUCCGGAGAAUUGCUUUCAGAUAAUAACGGGGAGACCAAGGACUCUUACGGUGUGACGAUACCACCAGAACCCUCGGGUCAAUGUCCCGCUGAACUGCAGGACAAGAUUACGAAACUAUAUCGGAAAAUGGAGAGUGAUGGGCUAGAUAUGAACACAUUGAUCCAGCAACGCAAGGAAUUCCGGAAUCCAUCCAUUUACGAAAAACUUAUUCAGUUUUGUAGCAUCAACGAGCUGGGCACUAACUAUCCGCCGGAUAGGUUCGAUCCAUUCAAAUGGAACAAGGAUUCAUACUAUGAGGAACUCGCCAAGGUGCAGAAAACGGAAAUGGACAAACUUGAGAAGGCGCGCAAAGAGAAAACGAAGAUUGAGAUCGUAUCCGGCACCGCAAAGCGGCCAAACAGCUCUACCGGCAGUGGCGCCGAGGAAUCGCUAAGAACCGAUGAUGCCAAAAAACGAAAAAGAUCUGUGGAUAAAGGGCAACUUGAUGGUUUCAUGGCAGAUGGCAUGGCGCCGACUUUGAAAAACGGCCACAAUUCCAAUAUAGGCUUUACUAACCAGCAGUCAGUGAAGCAAUCAUCCGAAGUAUCUAGUGUUGUUUACGCAGUGGGUCACUAUCCUCCAAAGCUCUUGCGCAAUCUUAAUGCACAGAGGCUGAAGAAUAAAUUCAGUGAUGUGGGGCUAGUGGCUGGUGAUAGAGUGAUCAGGGCACAUAGAUCAGUCCUGGCUGCUGGUAGCGCCUAUUUCAAUGCCAUGUUCACCGUCGGCCUGGUCGAGGAGCAGCAAGAACUCGUGGAGAUUCACUCAAUCUCUCCCCAUAUUCUCUCCCAGCUGGUAGACUUUAUCUAUAGUGGCAAUGUGGAUAUUACUCAGGAUAAUGUACAGGAGUUAUUUGCUGCUGCCGAUAUGUUAGAAUUAGAUGAUGUAGUAACUGGUUGUAUCAACUAUCUUAAACAGCAGCUACAUUAUUCUAAUGCUCUUGGGAUUUACAGAUUUGCAGAAGCGCAUAACAGACUUGAUCUUUUGGAGACUGCCCUACGCUUUAUAGAAGUCAAUUUUCCCCAAGUCUGUCAGGAGGAAGAAUUUCUGGAUUUGCCCAAGGAGCAUCUCGUUCAGUUUCUUAGUAGUGAUUACAUCCAUAUUGAUACAGAAUGUCAGGUCUUCCAAGCCGCAUACAAUUGGAUCGUUCAUGACAUCCCCGCGCGGAGAUGCUACGUAUUCGAGAUCCUCGGCCACAUACGCUUGCGAUUGUGUUCAUUAGCAAGACUAGAGCGUAUUAUCUUAGAAUGCAAGGACGCGAGUCUUAUCGUUGCGCUACGAUCUAUACAGAAAGAUUUAAUCUCAAAUAAAGGUUGCCUGGUGCCUCUUCAUGCCCAGCCUCGGGUCUGCGCUAGGAAGAAUAUCCUAGUAAUUGGCGGAUCCAAGCGGGAACAUUCCGCGGACAGCUGGGGUAGAACCGCCGAAAGUACUUAUGAAACUAUCGAGAAAUACGACAUAUUUACUGGAGAAUGGAGCGAAGUAGCUCCGAUUAGCAUAGGACGCAUUCUUCCUGGAGUGGCCCUUUUGGACGGCAAAGUGUAUGUUGUCGGCGGUGAGUUGGAAUCUUGCAUAAUAGCCAAUUGUGAAUGCUACGAUCCUCGCGACAACGUGUGGACUCCGAUCGCUUGUAUGGAGGAGCCUAGAUGUGACUUCGGUCUUUGUGCCUUGGACAAUUGCUUAUACGCGUUCGGCGGAUGGGUAGGCGAAGACAUUGGCGGUGCCAUCGAGAUAUACGAUCCGAUCACUAAUAUGUGGACUCUUGAUGGUUAUCUCCCGGAACCACGAUUCAGUAUGGGCGUUGUCGCGUACGAAGGAUUAAUUUAUAUAGUUGGUGGCUGUACUCAUAAUAGCCGACAUCGUCAGGAUGUAAUGAGUUACAAUCCUGUGACCAGAGAAUGGAAUUAUUUGGCACCGAUGCUUACACCACGUUCACAAAUGGGAAUCACGAUCCUCGAUGGAUACAUGUAUGUUGUCGGUGGCACAAGUAAGAAUCAGGAAGUCUUAACAUCAGUUGAAAGAUACUCAUUUGAAAAGAACAAAUGGAGCGUCGUCGCCCCCAUGAGUAUGGGCAGAUCUUAUCCGGCUGUCGCGGCGGCAGAUAGCCGGCUCUACGUCAUAGGUGGCGAUCAAUCACAAGAGAUCAACUUCUAUCGCACGCAGAUCACAAUCUCGACCGUCGAGUGCUACGAUCCUCACACGAAUAAAUGGCACGAGUGCGCCUCUUUACCGUCAAGCAGAGGCGAAGCGACAGCGAUCGUCGCGCCUUUUUGAUUGACGUUUCGUGUGAGUUUUGUUCAACAUGUUGAGUUUGUAUCUUAUUACUUUUUCUAUUUCUUCAACACUUCUUUUAAUCUCGAUAUCUGCAGCUCUCUGUGUUAACCAUUUUUACAUUGAGAGCAUUGUAUCCAUUAGAUAUGUAAUGGGUCGCGUAUUCGCUAAAAGAAAUUGUUUUAUUUUAUUAAUUCCUAAAUACAAUAAAACUUUCUAAAUUUGGCUUCGUUAAUUUUGGCACUUCUCACAUACUUUGUGAAUCCUAGUUUAUUAAUUUAUAUACGCAAUUGAGUUCAUGUAAAUGCAUAACGAUUGGAUAGUUCGCACUAUGGAGAAAAUAUUCGUUAAUUUCUGUUUUUCAAAAAUUUUCCACUUCUACUGCCCUGGAGGGUCAAAAUUAACGAGAUUAUAUUGUAAUCUGCCGAAACAUACAUUUUUUAAAAAUAUUGAUGAGAUGUUAUGUAUAUUUUUUUUAGAUUUAUAUUCUACAGUUCAUUUUAGACGAUCUGUAAUUCAUGACAAGAUAGAAACCUAUUUAUGAUUUUAUAUAUUUUAUUUAUCCUAAUAUAAUAUAUGUAUUCUGAUAUAGAUUUCAUACAUGUGUAUAUAUAUCACUUCUUCAAAUAUCUUUUAUGUUAUAUGAUAUAUAGAAUUACAUAAAUCGAAAUUUGUUCUGUGAAUUUUGUCACGAAUUAUAAAUUAUCUAAAGUAGGCUGAAAAAGAUAAUUGUUUAUCACAGAUAUAUCAUGAUCAUUUACUGGUAUGUAAUAUAAGGAAUCUAGAAUUCAAGAAUUUAAUAAAUCUAAAUUUUAAUGUAUCUAGAAUUUAAAAAGAGUCAGGAUUAAGAAAUUCAAUACAUAAAAAUUUACUUUAUAAUUUAAAGAUUUUUAAUUUUAAAGGAUUCAAAUAUUAAGAUGUAAAUGUAAGGUAUAUAUUUAAAUCAUAGAUUUUCAACAAUUGUUUUAUCCAAAUCAUGUGAGAUUUAAAAAAAAUUACAAUUUAAGACAUCGAGUCUAAAACAUAAUCGAAAUUUCAAGAAACUUAAAAUACUUAGUAAAAAUUAUCCAAAUUACAGGAAAUCUAAUAAAAAAAAGAUGUAUAACUAUUUAUUAUUUUAUAGCAUAAUAAUAUAAACAAAUGAUAUAAACGAAAUAAUCAUGAUUGGAAAUUAUAGAAAAAUUGAAUCUACAAUCUUUUUUUUAUUAUUUAUUAUUUAUUAUUUAUGUAAUCAGAUGUGCAAAUGGAUUUGAAAAUAACAAAGAUGUUGAAGAUAAAAUUUAUAAGAAUAACAUACAAUGUAAUGGAAAUAUAUAUUCAAAUACUUUCAUUAAUUAAGAAAUUAAUUAAUCACAAUGUGCGUUAGGAAGGACUGAGACUCUUUAUAUAAUAUAGCCAAAUACCAAAGUUAUUGUAAUUUUUAAUCGCAUUACUAAAAAUUAAUAGGCUGUUAAACUUUAUACGUGUAAAAAACUAUAAGAUAUUUAUCCUUGGAGUAUGUAAGGGUCUAGAAGUAUAAAAACUUCAAAAAUUCAGAAAUCGGAGGAUUUUACGAUCAAUAAAUUCAGAUUCACAAAUAUCGAAAAAUUAUAAAAUUCAAUAAAACGAAUUAAAAAUGUAAAAUUUAAAAAUCUAACGAAUCCUUCUUGCAGACAUUAUAAACUCUUAUGUUUUAAAAUAUUAAAGUCGAAAAUCCAAAAGAAAAGUAAUUUAGAAGCUAUAAAUAUUUUGAUUUGAAUCUAAAUAAGGAAACAUAAAAAUAUAUGAAUAAAAAUGUACGUUUCAAUCAUUCAAAAGUUUUUAGAACUUAUAGUCAUUAUGAAAUUUUGUAUUCAAAGAUUCAAAUUUCAGAUAAAUAUCUUACUGUAAUAAAAUAACGAUAUUUCUAAUUAGCGCGCGCAAAGCAGCGCGCCCAAUGUUUUGUAAAGUUUAAAGCCACGUUUUAUAUAAAAUUAAUCUAAGAAUCGAAAAGAAUGUAUGUUUGAUGGGCUUUGUAAUUAGUUGUUGAUGUAACAAUUCAAUUUGUCAUUAUUCGAAUUUAUUUUAUGCUGGACGAAUAUAUAGCCGCGCGGAACAUUCGAUUAUUUUCAAAUUUUUUGACACGGGAUAAAUAUGUGAGAUAAUGUUGAAUAAUUAAUUCACUAUUAAUUUGUAAUUGUUUCAAUAAAUAACUUUUUAAAUUUA
Cataglyphis hispanica is the source of this 5362-nucleotide messenger RNA. RefSeq names its product actin-binding protein IPP-like. The record is from RefSeq and is a predicted model, not a curated record. Gene Ontology annotation, molecular function: protein binding. The transcript has 8 exons. The coding region runs from base 338 to 3181 and encodes 947 amino acids. Gene Ontology annotation, biological process: regulation of DNA-templated transcription. Lineage: Eukaryota; Metazoa; Arthropoda; Insecta; Hymenoptera; Formicidae.